Lodderomyces oxycetoniae is the source of this 1215-nucleotide messenger RNA. Its product is annotated as decapping nuclease. The record is from RefSeq and is a predicted model, not a curated record. Gene Ontology annotation, biological process: nuclear-transcribed mRNA catabolic process; NAD-cap decapping. The transcript has a single exon. NCBI's taxonomy places the organism in Eukaryota, Fungi, Ascomycota, Pichiomycetes, Serinales, Debaryomycetaceae. The coding region runs from base 1 to 1215 and encodes 404 amino acids. Gene Ontology annotation, molecular function: mRNA 5'-diphosphatase activity. Gene Ontology annotation, cellular component: cytosol; nucleus.
AUGAGUAGUAGUAGUAGUAGUAGUAGUAGUAGCAAGUCAUUGCCAUUAUCAGCCAGGGCCAAGACUACUGCAUUGAAACAGCCAAAGGAGCUAUUCACAUAUACUAGGGACAUCGAAGGGGUAUACAAGUAUAAUGCUAAUCAUUUACAUGAUGGAUUAUCGUACUAUUAUUUACCAGAUGCUCAAAUAGAUCAAAGGAUAGACUUACAGCUGGGGUUCAAAAAAUUCAGGCAAAUUCCAAUUAAAGAAAACAUGAGUGCCUUUAAGCCAUUUCUUGAGUCAAUUAUGAAAUACGAACAGGAGACUCUGAGUAAAGUUUCUGGUGACAUUAUAACUUUCCGAGGGAUAAUGACCAAAAUAUUGAGUCUACCUUAUGAUAACCAAGAUGCGUUUGAUCUAGUUAUUGUACCCUUUGACGAUCAGUUGUUUAUGAAUUUUGAUAACGAAAUUGAGUUGAAGAGGCGCAUUGAGCAAGAAGAUCGUACGCGCCAAACCAGCAGUGCAGAAAAGUAUGAAUAUUUGAAAAAAUGUGAGUAUUCAGGGUAUAAGUUUGAAACAGUGGUAACCAUACCUGAUACAUGGGGUAAUGUUUCACGCAAGACUAUUGAAUCGCGACUGAAAAAACAAGUCAACAAUUAUGAGCAAUUUUUGUCAGUAGCCAAAACCGGUAUUGGCAAUUGUAAACUCAUACUAGCAGGGGAAAUUGAUUGUUGUUGGGAUUACAUGCCAGACACAUCUCAGAACUUGCUACAUUAUGUUGAGUUGAAAACCUCUCAUGUAAUAGAAACCAACAACCAGGUAAACAACUUUGAAAAAAAACUAUUCAAAACAUGGUGUCAAUGUUUUUUGAUGGGAGUGACUAAGAUCAUUUAUGGAUUUCGUGAUGAUUCAUUUAUACUUCGUAAUGUUGAAAUAUACAACACUGAAGAGAUUCCAGUUCUUUUCAAAGAAAAUCCAUUAAAUCAAAACCAAUCGACGAGAAAUAGGAUAAAUUGUACUAAUGCUUUGAAAUGGUAUGGUGCUGUUGUUGAAUGGUUGAAUGACUCUAUUGACAGGAAGGAUGAACUGAAAAGCUGGUGCUUGAAAUAUAAUCCGAUUGAAAAGAGUUUUGUCUUGAGUCAAGCGUCACUGCUGAUGAACGAUUCUUUGAGGAAUGGGGGGAUUUUGUUAACCGAAGAGUUUAAACAAUGGAGGAGGGCGAAAGGAGCAAACUGA